UAGCAAUAUACCAAAAAAGAAAAACGUGUCUACCUCAUUACCAAACAAACUAAUAACCGUUUCAUUCUCUCAUUCUCUCUCUCUAAACUUCCGGUCGGUCCUCCUUUUGUUCCUGGGGUUGGAGACUCCUGCGAUCCUCUAUCAUGUCGACGCAUGAUAAAGGUCGGUCAUUGCCAAAAUUUGGUGAGUGGGAUGUAAACAACCCUGCCUCGGCCGAAGGAUAUACUGUCAUAUUUAGCAAGGCCAGAGAUGAGAAGAGGAACAGUGGGAUUACUAAGAGUGCGAUCCCGCCACCAGAAAAGGAUGAGAAAGUUUAUGAAGAAAAGGAGAAACCUAAGCAUCCCCCGAAGAAGAGCUGGUUUUGCUGCGGUUGAAUCCACAGUGAUUUCAGAGGCUUAAAAUGGUGUAAUUUGCUUGCGGUGGUGGAUGGUAGAUCUCAAUUCUCCUCUUAAGAGGUUUUUGUGGCUGCCAAACUGAUGGAGCAACUGAGUGUUUGUCAACUUAGAAUUAUAAUUUUCUUUGUCCUUCUUUUCUAUUUUUCCCUUUUCCCUUUUCCCUUUUUCAUGUGGCUUCUUUUCUCUUUGGUUCGCCUUUGUUUUUCAUAUAUAUCCAUACCCUUGAAUUAAAGGUUAUUAAAUGGACAUGAAAACUUUUUUUUUUUUUUUCCUUCCUUGUUGGAUGUUAAGAUUGAAUCUCUCUGUACCAGUCUUCUUUAAUUGUCGGUUCUGAUUAGUAACAUCUUUUGUAUUUAUAUAUCAAUACCAAUAUAUACAAAUUAUUAUAUUGUA
Cornus florida is the source of this 788-nucleotide messenger RNA. RefSeq names its product protein NOI4-like. The transcript is spliced from 3 exons. The record is from RefSeq and is a predicted model, not a curated record. Lineage: Eukaryota; Viridiplantae; Streptophyta; Magnoliopsida; Cornales; Cornaceae. Bases 144 to 374 code for a protein of 76 amino acids.